This is a messenger RNA of Trichoderma reesei QM6a, 799 nucleotides long. RefSeq lists its product as uncharacterized. Gene Ontology annotation, biological process: glutathione metabolic process. Gene Ontology annotation, molecular function: glutathione transferase activity. The transcript has 5 exons. The record is from RefSeq and is a predicted model, not a curated record. Lineage: Eukaryota; Fungi; Ascomycota; Sordariomycetes; Hypocreales; Hypocreaceae. The coding region runs from base 1 to 612 and encodes 203 amino acids.
AUGUCCACUCCAGUACUUCACUACUUCCGCCUGGGAAGCCUUGGUAGGGGUGAAAUCGUCCGAGUGUUUUUGCGAGAGCUCAAUAUCGAGUAUGAGGAUAAAUACUACGAAUACGAUGAUACCUGGCCAGGCGUCAAUAAAUCUCUGGGAGUUAGCAUCACUGGCACUCUGCCAGUCUUGAAAAUUGAUGGCAAAAGGCUCUAUCAGCACCUUGCCAUUCUUCGUUAUCUUGCACGCCGCUCCGGUGCCUACGAUGGUGAAACAAACUACGAAAAGUAUCUCGUCGACGCUGUAGCUGACUUGUACAAUGACUGGCGAACUGGUUGGGUUAACCAACUGACCGCCAAGGCGACCGAUUACAAGGACAGGCACGUUACGAAAUUCAACGAUCUCUUCACCCAUUUCUACUCCCUGGAUAACAGUGGCCCCUACCUGCUGGGCAGCAGGCCUACCUACGUCGACUUUGCCGUCUUUCAAGCUCUCGAUAACGACGAGUGCAUUGGCUGCGGCCCUGAUACCCUGUCAGAGCCGCUGAAGAAGCUGAGGGAGGCCAUCCAUGCCCGCCCAAAUAUCCAGCGCUAUCUGGCUGAGCGAGCAGCAGCUAACAAGUAGAGCUUGACAACAUAACACCCGGGGAUAUUGCCUGUCUUAUUGCAAAGACAGAUACUGCCACUUCGAAUGUAUAGGGACUAUCGCAAUGCAAAAGACCUCCAGAAUGUACCACCCUUCUUCAGAAAGCCUUGCUUCAGCUAUCCAGAUCUGGCAAUAGCUGAGGAUUUGAACUAUCGCCCUUUGCUGC